Molecule: messenger RNA, 1632 nt
Organism: Amyelois transitella
Lineage: Eukaryota; Metazoa; Arthropoda; Insecta; Lepidoptera; Pyralidae
Gene: Ubc10
Product: ubiquitin-conjugating enzyme E2 L3
Exons: 4
Coding region: 243-707 (154 amino acids)
Source: RefSeq, a predicted model, not a curated record
CGACUACUUGGAUGACAUGACAUGACAAGAAGACAGCAAUUUUGUAAUGGUGGUCGUAAAUGACGGUGAUAAAAAUUGCAUUAAUUCCGACUAAAUCUUAUUAGUUUUAUACUUUAUCCCAGUGUAUACUAAUUAUGUUGUUUGUGUGGAACCUUAUGUAAAGAUUUGGGUUAUACUGAGAAAUACUAAUAAGUAGUUUUAUUUGGUUGUCUUUCGACAGACCUAUUUUUCAAUACCUUACAAUGGCUGCAACUAGGAGACUUCAAAAGGAGCUGAAUGACAUCAGACAAUCAGGAAUGAAGUCCUUUAGGGACAUCCAAGUUGAUGAGUCAAAUAUUCUCACAUGGCAAGGAUUGAUUGUCCCAGACAACCCACCUUAUAACAAAGGUGCCUUCCGUAUUGAAAUAAACUUUCCAGCUGAAUAUCCCUUCAAACCGCCCAAAAUUAGUUUCAAAACAAAGAUCUACCAUCCUAACAUUGAUGAAAAGGGACAAGUCUGCUUACCAAUCAUUAGUGCUGAAAAUUGGAAACCUGCAACCAAGACUGAUCAAGUAAUCCAAGCGUUAGUAGCACUUGUCAAUGAUCCGGAACCAGAGCAUCCAUUGCGGGCAGAACUUGCUGAAGAAUUUUUGAAGGACAGGAAGAAGUUCACAAAGAAUGCAGAGGAGUUCACCAAAAAGAACAGUGAAAAACGGCCCACUGAUUAAAUAUAUUUUAUUAGACUUUUAGUAAUUAAAAUGGAUUUGCAACAAUUAAUUAUUCCAUGUGAAAAUUUGCACUUGAAAAGCCCCACUUGACAUAAUUUUCUACUUAAAUCGCAUUUACAUUCCUCCAAUGUUUUUCACCUUGGUUCAAAUUAAAAUGCAUUUAUGUGAUUUUAGUAGCUCUUGCUAACAAUCAGUAGGUAUUUUCUUUUGAACCAGAAUUAUCAAAACAUACUAUUAUUUUAAUUCUAUUAGGUUGGUCUAGUCCGUGUUGCCAUGAAUGUAAAGUGAAUUUGGUGUAAAUCCAUUUUAUAUUACCACUGCUCUGAUUUAAAAUAUUGCUUUGUCAAUCACCAUACUGCUUGCGCGAUUACAAUGAGCACGAAAUUAGUGAAUAGAUAGUUAUUGGCAUACAGAAAAUGCUUGAAUUUUAAAACAUGUUUUGUCUUAUUGGGUACAUUAUUCAAUUAGGAUAUGGCAAGUUUACUUUAAAAACUAUACCUAUCAUAAUAUUAACUUCAGUAUUUCAAUGUUAAAUAACUAGUUGAGUGGGUAAAAUUAGAUAACAUACUCAUAUGUAUUUGUUUCAUAUUGUCUUCUCCAGCUAGCCUUUCUUUCAUAGGAAUAUGACCAUAUUUACCCCAUGUUUAUAGUUGAUUGAAGUGAAUUGAACGGAAUGCAGUAAGAUUAGGCCUAUAAAUUUUUGGGAGCCAUGCAAAGAGAAGUGCUCAAUUUUUAACAAAUCAUGGAGCUAUUUUUGAACAAAUUAUGCACUGAAUGGUGAUUGGUUAACCCUGAGAUGGAUUGUAUCCUGUGUUAGAUAUCAAAGUAUUUUUUAAUUUUCUCUUUGUAAGUCAAUGUGUUACUUGGUAACUGUGUACUGAGCAGUUCAGUGAGAGAACUUAAAUAUAUAUUUUUUUUGAAUUGA